Messenger RNA from Folsomia candida, 664 nucleotides. RefSeq names its product CAP-Gly domain-containing linker protein 4. The record is from RefSeq and is a predicted model, not a curated record. The coding region runs from base 74 to 430 and encodes 118 amino acids. The transcript is spliced from 3 exons. NCBI's taxonomy places the organism in Eukaryota, Metazoa, Arthropoda, Collembola, Entomobryomorpha, Isotomidae.
GCUACACUUUCCACCACAUCAGAGAAAUAUUUACCAUUUGUGCAGGAGGAGGUAUCGACCAUUAAAUUUCAACAUGUUCCGAAGAACGCCAUCGCCGCAGUCAAGUCGGGAGGGAAGCCCGAAUAUAUUUCCUCCUGAUACUCAUCCCAAAGUUGGAAAUCGUGUCAUUGUUCGGAGUCAGGUUGGUGAGGCGAAAACAGGGAUUUUGCGAUACGUUGGAGACGUGAAAUUUGCACAAGGAUGUUGGGCCGGCGUGGAGCUGUUUUAUCCACAGGGAAAGAAUGAUGGCAGUGUGGAAGGACAAGAAUAUUUCCGCUGCCAGCAAAAAUAUGGAUUAUUCGUCCCCAUCCGAAAAGUUGAUUGGAGUCCGAUGAACGCAAUGGGAGUUAACGUCUACGAGGACAGGAUCAAGCAUGAGACUGUUAAAUAAGUUUAAUAUGCUUCUCCAAGACAAAGAUCAACAUAUUCUGUAAAUAAUACAGUAUUAAAAUAAAAUAGGAGACCGCGCAUAAAGCAUGUGCUAAAUUUGAGAGAGGUCAAGGUCAAUCCUUCACAUAUUGACUAUAAAUUUGUAUAGCGUAUAUUAUAGUGAUCACAAUGUCUAACAAGUUCUUUACCAUUGAAUACGAAGAAUAAAUCAAUAAAUAUGAAUUUAACCCUUACA